AUGGAUAAAUUUAUAUUUAAGUGCAACAAAAAUGAAGAUCUAAAAAAUACUCCAAACAUUGCGUUACCAAAUAAUGAAGUUCUUAACAAACAGAUUUUCGGUGAURCAGAUGACYCUAUAAAUGAGAUACCCGUUUCAAGAUUAGAAAAAAAAGAUAGAAUUGACAAAGGUCCCUAUCAACCAAAAUUUGAUUUUCCUAGAACAAUGAUUGGCUCAAAAUAUAGGAGUUUCCAAAUCGAAUGGUACAAUAAGUAUUCGUGGUUAGAAUAUAGUAAAGUUCUUGAUUCUGCAUUUUGUUUUUACUGUCGUGUAUUUUGUUUAAACGAUCCAGCAACAAAAGGUCAUAUUGAUUUUGCUUUUAUAAAAAAGGGAUUUAAGAAUUGGCAUAGAGCAAACGAAUGUUUCCGUAACCAUGAAAAAUCUAAAGGCCAUCAACAUAGCGUUUCUUCUUGGAGCAGUUAUAUAAAAGGCAAAUCGGUUGAUAUUUUGUUAGAUGAGCAAAAGGAGGUGUUUAUUUCAAAGCAAAAUCAAGUUAAAAUAAAAAAUCGUCAGAUAAUGGAAAGGCUAAUUGAUAUUGUUAUUUGUUUAGCAAAAKGAGGUAGACCAUUUAGAGGCCAUGACGAGAGUAAAAUCAGCAUUACACGAGGACUGUUUUUAGAUUUAGUAGAUUUAGURUCGAAAUAUGACCCUACUUUAAAAGAUCAUCUAACAAAUGGACCUCAAAAUGCAUUAUACACUAGUGGAAAAAUCCAAAACGACAUUAUUAUCAGCAUAWGCAACAUAAUAUUACGAAAAAUAUCACAUUCCGUUCAGAACAAACUUGUUUCAAUAAUGGCUGACGAAACUAGUGAUUGUGGACACCACGAACAAAUGGCAAUUGUUUUGAGAUUUUUUGAUGAUAAGCUUAAUUCUCCAGUAGAACAUUUAGUAGCUAUUCGCAGGCUUACAUCUGUAGAUGCCCAAGCUAUUUUCAAUGAGUUAAAAGUUGUUCUCUCCGUAUUGAAAGUAGAUUGGAAGAAUGUGUUAUCAGUUUGCUUUGAUGGCGCGGCAGCCAUGUCAGGAAGUGUAUCAGGAGUUCAGAUGAGAU
Molecule: messenger RNA, 1087 nt
Organism: Diuraphis noxia (Russian wheat aphid)
Lineage: Eukaryota; Metazoa; Arthropoda; Insecta; Hemiptera; Aphididae
Product: zinc finger MYM-type protein 1-like
Source: RefSeq, a predicted model, not a curated record